AUGGUAGCAAGGCAUUCUGCUCAAAAGCGACCAAGCGACCAGACCUUCGGACACCCGCCAGUGGAGAAGAGUGGAAUGUACAUGAGGCUGAGGCACCAGGCUUUGCACAAGUGGAGUAGGAUGAAUUCAACCUAUCGCCAUGACUCGUUUCUAUUCACAGGGCCCAGUGCCUCAGUUGCCUUCAGCCAGUUGCCAGGGCACCGAUGUUCAGGUCUCGAACUCGAAAGCAAGCAUGUAGCCUAUCCGGUGUCGAGGUCAAGUGUCGAGUUCAGAAUACAUGCCCGUCUGGAGCCAAGCUAG
Protopolystoma xenopodis is the source of this 300-nucleotide messenger RNA. NCBI's taxonomy places the organism in Eukaryota, Metazoa, Platyhelminthes, Monogenea, Polystomatidea, Polystomatidae. The record is from the annotation of a GenBank genome assembly.